Molecule: messenger RNA, 1339 nt
Organism: Ceratitis capitata (Mediterranean fruit fly)
Lineage: Eukaryota; Metazoa; Arthropoda; Insecta; Diptera; Tephritidae
Product: transcription factor Adf-1
Exons: 3
Coding region: 394-1305 (303 amino acids)
Biological process (GO): regulation of transcription by RNA polymerase II
Cellular component (GO): nucleus; transcription regulator complex
Source: RefSeq, a predicted model, not a curated record
GCAUGGCACAACACAUUUUGUCAGCGCUUGUGUGUGUGCUCAAUAAAGCGCGCUAGUUUUCCAAAGUAUGCACCGAACGCGUCGCGUUGCUGUGGUUAGAGCGAAUACGCUAGCUUGUAUAGCGCAUCGUCAAAGCAAGCUGAAGCAAGCAAUUGUCAGCCGAAAAAUGGCUGUCAAAACCAUAUGACUUUGACAGCACCAAAGCAAGCAAGCAAGCUAGCAAGCACAAACGCACACAUACACACAGCAAGCGCACUGACGUUUAGCCGAAGCACGAGGCACGCUUGAGUUUGGAAAAUUUACAAAAAUUCUGUGCUUCAAGCGUUUAAAAGUUAAUAAAAGUGUUGGAAAUUAUUGAAAUUAAAGAAACGCGUAGUACAAAGUGUUGUGAAAAUGUUUGAAGAUCUUCUAAUAGCCGCAAUGAAGCGUUAUCCCUGUAUAUACGAUAAGGGACACUCGGGUUAUCGCAAUAAAGCCAUAACCGAAAUGGCGUGGAAAUCGGUGUCGAUUGCCACAAAGAGGCCAGUAUCACAUUGUCGCAGUCGUUGGAAGAGUUUACGAGACCGUUAUGUUAGAGAAAUGAAUGAUACGGAGAGCGAUCGGCCGGUAUGGAUGUAUAUGGCGGCAAUGUCGUUUAUGAAAAAGUUUGUCAAGAAAAGAGGCACCAACACACGCCUCAGGGAUGACUACUUCAUGGAAACCACAAUGGAUAACUAUUCAAUUGAGGAUUUGUUCGAGGUUGAAGAUGAGAAGGAACCUAAAAAUAAAUCCACCGAUAUGAACAAUUAUGCGGUUGAGGAUAUUUUCAUUGUUGAAAAAGAGCACGAUGAAGCUUUUGAAAAUGAAGAUAUACACACUGAAACUAUUUCGAGCACAAAGCACGAACACUUGUCGGAGGCAAGCGAAGCAGAAGACCACGCCGAAGUUGAAGUUGAAGCAGAGGAAGUUGCAGAUGAUUUUCGCGCCAACACUUCACAAGCGAGCACCUCACAAGCAGCUAAACGUCAAAGCGUUGCGAAAGCACAACGCCCAACGCAGUCACAAGCAGAAGUACAUCCGCUGUCGCAGCCCAAGCUGCAGUCGACGGAACUAACGAAUCAAAUUAACGGUUUAAGGGAAAAUAUUGGCAAUUUAAAUCAAUUAAUUAAUGCAAAUUUGAUUAAAGAGUCUAAAAAUGAGGCAUUCUAUAGAUUCAUCGAAUCGUUUAUGGUUAAACUUGAUGAGAGAGAACAGGAUAAAUUAAAGGUGGAUGUGGUUAACUUGGUGGCGCGUCGACUGGAACAGUCGCAGAGAAAUGAAAAAUAAUUUUUUUUUUAUGAAAAUACUAAAUUUUUAUUUA